Molecule: messenger RNA, 1680 nt
Organism: Lolium rigidum
Lineage: Eukaryota; Viridiplantae; Streptophyta; Magnoliopsida; Poales; Poaceae
Product: nuclear poly(A) polymerase 2-like
Exons: 1
Coding region: 1-1680 (559 amino acids)
Cellular component (GO): nucleus
Molecular function (GO): poly(A) RNA polymerase activity; RNA binding
Source: RefSeq, a predicted model, not a curated record
AUGGACAUCAUCAACCAGCCCAUCUCUCUGGUCGGCCCGACGCCGGCCGACCUGCAGAGCACCUUGCAGUUGGAGAAACUUCUUCGCGACGCCGGGCAGUACGAGAGCUCCAACGAGUUGGCGGCCCGCGAGGACGUUGUUCGCGAACUGCAGGGCGUGCUUGAUCGCUGGGUGAAGCGCCUCACCGCUCAGCGAGGGUACCCGGACGGCAUGGUCGACCAGGCCACCGCCUUGCUCCUCCCCUUCGGCUCCUACCGCCUCGGCGUCCACGGCCGCGGCUCCGACAUCGACGCCCUCGUCGUCGGUCCCUCCUACAUCGACCGCGACCACGACUUCUUCGACGCCCUGGGCGGCGUGCUCGCCGAGACGGAGGCGGUGACGGAGCUGCAGGCCGUGCCCCGCGCGUACGUGCCGGUGAUCAAGAUGAAGUUCCGCGGCGUCCCGGUGGACCUCCUCUACGCCAGCGUGUGCCUCCCUGUGGUGCCCAAAGAUCUUGACCUGCGCGAUCGCUCCGUGCUCCGCGGCAUGGACCUGGCCACCGUCCGCAGCCUCAACGGCGUGCGCGUGGCCGACGAGAUCAUGCGGCUCGUCCCGGACGCCGGGGCCUUCCGCACGACGCUGCGCUGCGUCAAGCACUGGGCCAAGGCGCGGGGCGUCUACUCCAAUGUGAUGGGAUUCGUUGGCGGCGUCGGAUGGGCAAUCCUGGUGGCGCGCGUGUGCCAGUUAUACCCAAACGCCGCGCCCAGCAUGCUCGUGCCCCGGUUCUUCAAGAUCUUCUCGCAGUGGAAGUGGCCCAACCCGGUGCUGUUGGGGGGCAUCGAGCACGACGACGAUGGCCAGCUCGCGCUCCGGCUGCCAGUCUGGGACCCGAGGAGGAACCCCCGCGACAGGACCCACCUCAUGCCCGUCAUCACCCCGGCGUACCCGUGCAUGAACUCCUGCUACAACGUCUCCCACGCCACUCUACGGAUCAUCACGGAGCAGCUCGAGAUCGGCCGCGUGAUCAGCCAGGAGAUCGCCGAGUCCGGAGGCGCCCGCGGGUGGGAGGCGCUGUUCCAGCCGUUCCACUUCUUCAAGGCGUACAAGAGCUACCUGCAGGUGGACGUGAAGGUCGCCGGAGGAGAGGCGGAUCUCCGGGAGUGGAAGGGGUGGGUAGAGUCGCGGCUGAGGCAGCUGGUGAUAAGGGUCGAGAUGGCCACGGCCGGCAUGCUGCUCUGCCAUCCCAACCCGCAAGCCUACGCCGCCAAGCCCAACGAUCGGGAUCAGCACUGCACCGCAACCUUCUUCGUGGGUCUGUCCAAGCAACAGCAGAAGCAGGCCCAGGUGCAGUUCGACCUCCGCGCGACGGCGGAGGAGUUCAAGCAGGAGGUGUACAUGUACGAGUUCUGGAGACCCGGGAUGGAGCUGGAGGUCAAGCACGCCCGGAGGAAGGACCUGCCCUCCUAUGUCAUGGAUCACAUCCUCCUCCCGGCUGCAGGCCACCUCAAGAGGAAGCGCGCCCAAGAUGAUCCUUCGCCUUCAUCGUCCUCUGCGUCCGGCCACUCCGAGUCGAGCUCCAGCAGCAGCAGGGACGUCAAGAGGGCGGCAGCAGCAGAUAGAACCGGAGCGUCACCUGAGAGCAAGAGGCAAAGCUGCCCCGCCAGUGUACUUCCCAGCGCUUCAGGACAGGGAGAUGUCUGA